Molecule: messenger RNA, 1908 nt
Organism: Miscanthus lutarioriparius
Lineage: Eukaryota; Viridiplantae; Streptophyta; Magnoliopsida; Poales; Poaceae
Source: the annotation of a GenBank genome assembly
AUGAAGGCGACGGCGCCGCCGGCGAAGCGGCGGAGGGGCCCGCGGCUGGCGGUGCUGGCGCUCGUGUUCUGUUCGCUGCUCGUGCCGAUCGCCUUCCUCUUCAACCGCUUCCCCGCCGUGUAUGUGACGGAUGAGCGCCCUCAGCAGGAGAUUAACUUGCCUUCAUUCGAUCCCAUUGAAAGCGGUGGCUCUGUAAAUGAAGAUGUGUCCAAGAAGUCUUCCGGGAGCAGUAGUGUGUUGCACCGUGGUAUUGAUAGUGACCCUUCCAUAGUUAGCCCUAAACCAAAAGCUGUAGUUUUCCCCCCUCCAAAAAUUCAACAAGAAGUCCUCCCCCCUCCAAAAGUUGAACCCAAACCAGAAGUGAAGCCAGUACCAGUACCAGUUCCAGUUCAUCACAACAAAAAUAUUAACCUUGACAACAAGAGGCCUCCCAGAGUUCAAAGUGCUGAUGAGGUGGAAAAGGCUAAGGCUUGUCAACUUGAGUUUGGGAGUUACUGUCUCUGGUCCAUAGAGCACAAAGAAGUUAUGAUAGAUGCCAUUGUGAAAAGGCUGAAAGAUCAGCUAUUUGUAGCCCGAUCUUACUACCCAAGCAUUGCGAAACUUAAAGGAAAGGAGACAUUGACUCGUGAACUGAAGCAAAAUAUUCAAGAGCACGAAAGGGUUCUUAGUGAAUCCAUCGUUGAUGCUGAUCUGCCAUCCUUUAUAAAAACGAAGAUAGAGAGGAUGGACCAAUCAAUAGCACGAGCCAAAUCAUGCACCGUGGAUUGUAACAAUGUUGACAGAAAGCUUCGUCAAAUUCUUCAUAUGACAGAGGAUGAAGCUCAUUUUCAUAUGAAGCAGAGUGCAUACCUAUACAACCUUGGUGUUCACACCAUGCCUAAAAGUCAUCAUUGUCUUAAUAUGAGGUUGACAGUAGAGUACUUUAAAUCCAUGCCAUUGGAUCCAAAUGACUCUUCUGCCCAUAAGUUUAACAUUCCAGACAAUAGGCACUAUGUUAUAUUGUCUAAAAAUGUCCUUGCUGCUUCUGUUGUCAUCAACUCAACUGUUAGUAGCUCUGAGGAUACUGAAAAUGUAGUCUUCCAUGUACUAACUGAUGCUCAAAAUUUUUAUGCCAUGAAGCAGUGGUUUGCAAGAAACUCCUAUAGGGAAUCAGCUGUCAAUGUCAUAAAUUAUGAACAAAUUAUUUUCGAGAAUUUCCCUGAGUUUGGAACCCAGCAGUUAUAUUUGCCUGAGGAAUUUCGUGUUUUCAUCAGUAGCCUUGAGCGGCCUACUGAGAAGAGUAGAAUGGAGUAUUUAUCAGUGUUCAGUCACUCACAUUUCUUUCUUGCCGAAAUAUUCAAAGAUUUAAAGAAGGUAAUUGUGUUGGAUGAUGAUGUGGUUGUUCAACGUGAUAUCUCUUUCUUGUGGAAUGUUGAUAUGGGAGAUAAGGUCAAUGGUGCUGUCAGAUUUUGUGGUUUGAAACUUGGCCAACUGAGGAACCUUCUGGGUAGGACAAUGUACAAUCAACAGUCAUGUGCAUGGAUGUCUGGGGUUAAUGUGAUUGAUUUGGACAAAUGGAGAGAUCAUAAUGUUACAGAGAAUUACCUGCAACUCCUGAGAAAGUUUGGGAACAAUGAUGACGAGGCCUCACUGCGAGCUUCAGCUUUGCCUAUAAGUUUGUUGUCGUUUCAGCAUCUUCUAUAUCCACUUGAUGAGAGGUUGACUUUAUCUGGACUUGGAUAUGACUAUGGAAUUAAAGAAGAAGUUGUUCAGAGUUCUGCGUCAUUGCAUUACAAUGGAAAUAUGAAACCUUGGCUUGAGUUGGGUAUACCAGAUUAUAGGAAGUACUGGAAGAGGUUUCUUACACGAGACGAGAGAUUCAUGGAUGAGUGCAAUUUACUGGAGUUUAGUGUUAAGUUCGAAGGAUAA